Messenger RNA from Aphis gossypii (cotton aphid), 702 nucleotides. RefSeq names its product ubiquitin-like-conjugating enzyme ATG3. The record is from RefSeq and is a predicted model, not a curated record. NCBI's taxonomy places the organism in Eukaryota, Metazoa, Arthropoda, Insecta, Hemiptera, Aphididae. The coding region runs from base 1 to 702 and encodes 233 amino acids. The transcript is spliced from 7 exons. Gene Ontology annotation, molecular function: Atg8-family ligase activity. Gene Ontology annotation, cellular component: cytoplasmic ubiquitin ligase complex; cytosol. Gene Ontology annotation, biological process: nucleophagy; autophagy of mitochondrion; autophagosome assembly.
AUGCAAAACAUUAUCAACACCGUCAAAGGUACUGCACUGGGAGUCGCUGGAUUAUUAACUCCAGUCUUAAAGGAAUCAAAAUUUAAAGAUACAGGAGUAGUUACACCAAAUGAAUUUGUUACUGCUGGCGACCAUUUAGUGCAUACAUGUCCAACUUGGGAAUGGGCUUGUGGUGAUGAAUGCAAGAUUAAAUCAUAUUUGCCAAAAGAAAAACAAUAUCUUAUUACAAGAAAUGUGCCCUGUUUACGUCGAUAUAAACAAAUUGAGAACAGUGAAAUUCUUGAGAAUAUUGUUGAGUUGGAAGAAGGAAAUGAAGGAUGGGUUGAGACUCAUCAUUUUGAUUCUUCACUUUUGCCUUUCAAUGACAAAGUAUCAGAGAUAUCACACAAAGAAAAUAUUGAAGAUCAAAACAAAGAUUAUCAUGUUUCCAACAUAAUGACCCACGAAAAUCAAAUUAUAAAAACUUAUGAUGAUGACGAUGAAGGUGAAGCAAUAGAUAUGGAUGCGUUUGUAGAAAGUGGUCUACUGGAAGAUGAUUCGGCAACUAUUUAUUCAACACAUAUAAAAAAGAAUCAAUUAACAAACACAUCUAUUGAUGAAAUAUUAAAAACCCGAACAUAUGAUUUACAUAUAACAUAUGAUAAAUUUUAUCAAACACCAAGAUUGUGGAUUUAUGGUUAUAAUGAAUAUCUUAGUCGCUGA